AUGAGGUGUUUCGAUUUGAUCAGAGACAUAUUAGGUGGGAUAACAGCUCCAGGUGUCACAGUCUUCAUUCCAGUGACAGCAAAUAUAUCAGUUGCUUUCAUGAGGGAUUUCAAUAUUGGCCAUUUACAGGAGUUUUUAGUAACUAUUGCUAUAUGCUAUUUUUGCAUUGAUUCCAGUCAGAGGAUUAAGGAUUUGGGGGAAAUCAUUCAAGGGACAGCUUAUGAUAUGGAUUGGUAUGAAAUGGAUAAAGAAAUUACUAAAGAAUUCAUUAUAUUUCUUAUGAAGCUCCGUAGGCCUCUCGAGAUAAAGACAAUAUUGUUCGUCUUAGAGAAGCCAUUCUUUCUUUCGAUGUUGCGUAGCAUGUACUCUUUCUUCACGUUGAUGCUGAAGAUGAAUUGAUCCCUUAUCUCUAUGAAACUAUGAUCUGAUAGUAUGC
Molecule: messenger RNA, 436 nt
Organism: Coccinella septempunctata (seven-spotted ladybird)
Lineage: Eukaryota; Metazoa; Arthropoda; Insecta; Coleoptera; Coccinellidae
Exons: 5
Coding region: 1-399 (132 amino acids)
Biological process (GO): sensory perception of smell; detection of chemical stimulus involved in sensory perception of smell
Cellular component (GO): plasma membrane
Molecular function (GO): olfactory receptor activity; odorant binding
Source: RefSeq, a predicted model, not a curated record